Messenger RNA from Acytostelium subglobosum LB1, 501 nucleotides. RefSeq lists its product as hypothetical. The annotation marks the transcript as partial. The record is from RefSeq and is a predicted model, not a curated record. The transcript is spliced from 2 exons. Lineage: Eukaryota; Evosea; Eumycetozoa; Acytosteliales; Acytosteliaceae.
AUGUCAGCUCCACAAACACUUAUGAGACUGACAAUCAAUGCAGAGGCAUUGCUAAAGUACUCAUUGCCACAGAGAACAAACAAUGGUUGGAAUAGACCAAAGCUGUCAGCGAGACAGUUCAAUGUAUUACAAAAGAGUAUCAUGCGCAGUAAUGAUGCCGUAUGGCCACUGCCCGAACCAGAGAUCAGAGCCAAGCCAGAGAGACAGUCACAGAUGACUAUCUUGCAACGUUCAGCACCUCUCAGAGAAAAGAGAGUAAAGGAUGCGAUGGCUGGUAUGCCUAAAUUGAUCGCUGAUAAGAUGAAGGCAGCAAGAGAGAAGAAGAAGAAGGAGACUGAAAACUCGGUCACUGCUUUGGUACCAAACUAUGUAAAGGGCGGUCCCUAUCCACACAACUACAGAGGCGAGAUCACCAAACUCAAGAUGCAGGCAGCAGCAGAGAAGGAGAAGAAAAAGGUCGACUUCAUUGCUCAAGCAUCAAAGAAGACAAAGUCAAAGAAA